Molecule: messenger RNA, 669 nt
Organism: Pseudo-nitzschia multistriata
Lineage: Eukaryota; Bacillariophyta; Bacillariophyceae; Bacillariales; Bacillariaceae
Source: the annotation of a GenBank genome assembly
CAGAACGAAAUAAGAAAGAAGCAACCACCACAAAAGUUAUCCGUCGAAUCAACAUGACACAACAGAUAGCAUUAUUCCGAAGGCUAUUGCGAGAAGCAAAGCAAUUCAACGACUACAACUUUCGAGCUUAUGCAGUACGUCGUAUCCGUGGCGGAUUCGAGAAGAAUCGUCACCUGGAAGGGUGAGUCCUCGGGUUCAAGAUUUUGUUAUUAACUAGCACAGCCGCCAUUUAGUUUUCGGAACCGACGUUUGGUAGAUCACAUGAGCAGUAUGGAUGGGUUGAUGUGAUCAUCGACCGCGCAAGAGACAUAGUCCGCCAUCAACAAACAUCAACAAACAGUACUCUGCCUUCUGUAGUCCAAUCGCUUGUUUGUCAUAUAAUUUUUCUGACCAUUUACUUUGCUGUUGUUGAUGCAGAGAUGCCGCACAAAUAGCCCUGAAGGAAGGGCAGGAACAAUUCUCGGUGCUGGCACGUCAAAGUACAAUUUCGAGACUAUAUCCUAGCGCUCAGAGUGUCAUGGAAGCGCCCACGGCAGUCGUCUAGGAAAAGAGUACAAAAAAGCAUUCUGAGUGGUAGAAAAAGGGAAGCACGAUAACAAGAAGUGUACGAUUUUGAGAAAAAAAUGCCCAUUAUCAUACAUCUCCGGGUCUGGUAUUAUAAUUAUAUCC